ACCACAACAACCUCUUCUUGUUAUUUACAUUUAGUUCUUUCUCUUUGAUCUAUCACUUUAUCUAGACUCAGAUCAGCACCAUGGGUAGCAUUAAGCGCAUCAGCAAGGAGUUGGCCGAACUUAUAGAAACGCCGCCCACUGGAAUCUCAGUCCAGCUUGUCGAUGAAUCAGACGUGUACAAAUGGAAAGUUACUAUGAAGGGCCCCGAAGAUACGCCAUACGAAGGAGGCACAUUCAUCGUCAACCUCACGCUGCCAAAUGAAUACCCAUUCAAGCCUCCCACCGUCUCCUUCGCUACCAAAAUCUACCACCCUAACGUCUCCAACGACGAUAAAGGAUCCAUGUGUCUCGGUAUGCUAAAGUCGGACGAAUGGAAACCCUCAUCGCGCAUUGCAGCUGUGCUCGAAUUUGCAAGACAAUUGUUGGUUGAGCCCAUGCCGGAUGAUGCUGUCGAGGGACGGAUUGCGGAGCAAUAUCAAAACGAUCGAAAGCGGUUCGAGGAGGUUGCCAGGGAUUGGACGAGAAGAUAUGCUAGAGAAGCGAAUUAGUCUUUCUUUUGACUCGAUUUCACAUUGAUUCGACCUUUAUCCCGACGGCUCGUCCUUCUCGGCUUGAAGCCCCCUAUUUAUUUCAUUCAUUCAUACCAAAGGAGGAGCAGAGCAGAGCAGAGGUAGCAUUGAUCAUUUUAUGGCGUUUGGGUCUGGUUCUUCCGUCAUUCGAUUUUGGUGCUGUUCGGUGUUUGCUGUCUAUUUACCAGAAACCUCUGUGCAUGUAUGUAGUAUGUAGACCCUUGCUGGAAGCAUAACGAAACUACGAGUGACUGUUUUUCUUUUC
Messenger RNA from Talaromyces stipitatus ATCC 10500, 834 nucleotides. Its product is annotated as ubiquitin conjugating enzyme (UbcB), putative. The transcript is spliced from 3 exons. The record is from RefSeq and is a predicted model, not a curated record. NCBI's taxonomy places the organism in Eukaryota, Fungi, Ascomycota, Eurotiomycetes, Eurotiales, Trichocomaceae. The coding region runs from base 81 to 548 and encodes 155 amino acids.